Molecule: messenger RNA, 1533 nt
Organism: Serpula lacrymans var. lacrymans S7.9
Lineage: Eukaryota; Fungi; Basidiomycota; Agaricomycetes; Boletales; Serpulaceae
Exons: 5
Coding region: 146-1372 (408 amino acids)
Biological process (GO): peptidyl-serine phosphorylation
Cellular component (GO): cAMP-dependent protein kinase complex; nucleus
Molecular function (GO): cAMP-dependent protein kinase activity; ATP binding
Source: RefSeq, a predicted model, not a curated record
AAUGGAAGUCGUGGAACGCCGGCAAGAUCGAACAAGGGAGGGCUAUGUGUUCAUAGCAUCUUGACUUUCCACACCGAUCAUCCUCGCUCGCCUUAUCUUUAUUUUCUAGGUCUUUCUCGCUCUGUUUUUCUACGUUGUCGCGCGGAUGAUCAAGCGGAUGACAGACAAGUUUGGGCAGUUGGGGCAUUCAAAACAUUCAGGUCCUAUUGUUCUGCCGCCAUCACCGGCCAGUUCUCGGGAUGGUUCCACUACACCGGUGUCCCAGCUUGGUUUGCAUCGUGGGUCAAUGUCUACUGAGAGGACGUCCCUCAGCGAAUGGAGCAAGCGCGAGAGCAGCGCUGAGCUUCCAGCUCCUAUACCACUCCCCCGCGUCGCUCAGAGACCCAAAGGCACUUAUCGUCUAUCAGACUUCAUAAUUCAACGAACGCUGGGAACCGGCAGCUUCGGCCGUGUUCACCUUGUACGGAGCAAACACAAUCUCCGCUUUUACGCUAUCAAAGUACUGAACAAGGAGAAGAUUGCGAGAAUGAAACAAGUAGAGCACACAAAUAAUGAACAACGCAUGCUGGAAGCAGUGCAGCAUCCCUUCAUCAUCAACCUAUGGGGCGCUUUCCAGGACUAUGCUAAUCUUUACAUGGUCAUGGAUUUUGUUCCCGGCGGCGAGCUGUUUACUCUUUUGCGUCGAUCAAAUAGGUUCCCAGAUCCCGUUGCUAAAUUCUAUGCCGCAGAGGUUGCUCUCGCUCUCAACCAUCUGCAUUCUAUCGAUGUAAUAUACCGUGACCUUAAACCUGAAAAUAUUCUCCUCAAUUUCGAUGGCCACAUCAAAAUCGCCGACUUUGGCUUUGCAAAGCAAUGUGCCUCUGUCACCUGGACAUUAUGUGGUACCCCUGAUUAUCUGGCCCCCGAGAUAAUUGGUCAGCAACGAUACAAUAAGAGUGUCGACUGGUAUGCGCUAGGCGUUUUAAUUUUUGAAAUGCUCUCUGGCCUACCACCCUAUCACCAACAAGAUGCCAAUCCCGUUCUGCUGUAUGAAAAGAUAACUCGCGGGCCUGCAUUUAUUCUAUGGCCUGCAUUCAAUAACUAUGCCACCGAUCUCAUUCUCAAGCUUAUGGAAGGCGACCCUUCGAAACGUUACGGAAAUUUACGACACGGGGCGGGAGAUGUCUUUGCACACCCAUGGUUUAGGGAGGUUGACUGGACCAAACUACUGAACAGAGAUAUCACAGCACCUUACUUGCCUAAAAUCACCGGAGAUGGUGACGCUAGCGCGUUCGAAAAAUAUCCUGAAGAUAACGUUGCAUCGACGUAUGGGUUGCAGGUUGAAGAUCUUUGGGGCAACAGUUUUCCGGAUUUUGAGUAUACCCACACAUGACCAGCAUAGUACCCUUGCAAAAUAACUUUUUCUUUAUUUAUAUUCUUGAAUAGCUUGUGGUGGACUUUGUCUGUAGGAUUCUAUCAUGUAACGCUGUCAUAUCGCUUUGUAAAAUAUCUUGUUGCAGGUCCAGUCAUGAAAUCGCAUCCCGAGUCGUGCUG